Messenger RNA from Culex quinquefasciatus (southern house mosquito), 6568 nucleotides. RefSeq names its product restin homolog (gene CLIP-190). Gene Ontology annotation, cellular component: microtubule plus-end; nucleus; cytoplasm. Gene Ontology annotation, biological process: cytoplasmic microtubule organization. NCBI's taxonomy places the organism in Eukaryota, Metazoa, Arthropoda, Insecta, Diptera, Culicidae. The transcript has 15 exons. Gene Ontology annotation, molecular function: microtubule plus-end binding. The record is from RefSeq and is a predicted model, not a curated record. The coding region runs from base 670 to 6150 and encodes 1826 amino acids.
ACUCAACUCGACGGAGUCAGUUCCACUUUGGACAGCAACCUGUUAGCAAGCGUGCGCAGUCGCGUAUUUCUCCCCACAACAACGAAAAAAGUUUAAAGUGUUUGAUCUUUCGGGAAUUUGUGUUGAAGUUUGUUUUCCACAAGCUUAAUUAAUCAAUUUUGUUGUUUUUUAUGUGUGUGCUUUCGGCAAAUUGAAAAAUCGUUGAACGAUUGCGAAUUGUGUCGUAGAAAAAAAUUGGCAAUUUCUUCCCCGUUGAUGCUGCAACCGAUUGCCAAAGUGAACGCAAAAUUGUGUGAAACAAUCGGAAAAAUUGUUUGUGAGUUGUGAGGCCUCAAAAGUCGUGAUCUGGCGUGCACACCGUCGUGACCCACAAAAAGCUCAAAGCUCACGCUGAAUAAGUGUUGUGUUGUUGCUGUGACUUGCGCAAAACCGCGCCGAAGCAGAAAUUACUCAACCCAAAGUCAAAUCGUGAAGAUCAAUCUCUGUGUUUGGAGGCGACUUUGCACUUUUUGGUUGAAGUUCUCGACGCCGACUGCUGCUGCUGCUGCUGCUGCUGCCCCCUUUUCCGAGGCGGGACCUUUUGGGCGAACCCUGACAAAUAAGAAACCUUUCCGUAAUUAAGCUAAAACCUCAGACGAUUCUUCGGACACAUCGAGCACAUUGGGCAGAAUGAGACGACCCAGCGAUACCGACUUCAACAAAUCGUCGCAUCUGCCAGAUGUCGACGAAGAAAGCGAAACCGACCUGAUGAACGAACGAACCUCGAGAUCUUCGCGAUCUCCCGACUCCGGCUUCCGUAGCAACCGGACGUCGCAGGACCGCAAGACGUCAACGACCUCUACCGGCUCGGACCACUACUGGGAGGCCACCGGACGGCGCCGAAGCUCAGACCAGGGUGUCGUCCUAACGGCAGACACAGACAGCUUCAUCAUCGGGCAGCGCGUCUGGGUGGGAGGGCUGCGGCCGGGCCACAUUGCGUACAUCGGCGAAACGCACUUUGCCCCGGGCGACUGGGCCGGGGUCGUGCUGGACGAACCGAACGGCAAGAACGACGGGUCGAUUUCCGGCAAGCGAUACUUCCAGUGCGAAGCCAAGAAGGGCGUGUUCUCGCGGUUGACCCGGCUGACGCGGGAACCGCUGCCCGGAGCCGGGGCCAUUUCGGCCGGUGGAUCCGGCGAUACGUCGCUGGACCAGAGCCUCCGGUCGCUGACUUCGCCGAUGCGCUCGGGAGCGGUCUCGCCGACGCACAGCGUGUCCAGCUUCGCGUCCAGAUCGCCGGCCAUGGGCAAAGCCGCUACGCUGACGGUGGGCGACCGUGUCAUUGUGUCUUCCGGAUUCGGUUCCCGGCCGGGAAUCCUCAAAUACCUGGGUGAAACCCAGUUCGCCAGCGGAACCUGGUGUGGCGUUCAGCUGGACGAGGCCAGCGGCAAAAACGACGGUUCCGUCGAUGGUGUCAAAUACUUUGACUGUCCGGCCAAGUGCGGCAUCUUCGUGCCGAUCGCCAAGGUUACGCUGUCGCCCUCCUCCCGGAAGGCGCGCCUGUCCCGAUCCGGCUCGAAGGAAUCGCUGACUUCGGUGGGAACGAUGAGCUCGAUCGCUACCACGGCCACCUCCAGACUCCGCAUGAGCGCACAGAGAAAAUCAUCGGUCAACGCAGUGCCUUCAACGCCGAAAGCUUCCUUCUCGCUUCAGGACGUCCUCCGGGAGAAGCAGAACCACAUCGAGCAACUGAUGCGGGAGCGGGAAAUCGACCGGGAGGAAGGGGCCAACCAGACAAUCUUGUACCAGAAGAAUGUUCAACAGCUCAAGGAAAAAAUAGCCAAACUCGAAGGGCAGCUUGGCGAUGAAAAGCGCCGCAACGAGGACCUCCAGUUCAGCGUGGACGAGGUGACGUUCUGCAACGAUGAGAAUAACGGAAAAAUUCAAAAUUCCGCUCAUGCCCAAACCCAAAUCUACAAGGAGCGAAUAGCGGAACUAGAGAAGCAAGUGGGACAGAAGGGAGGAGCCGAGCCGGAUCUUCCCGCCAAGGAGCCAGAUUCCACGGCCCAGCUGAAUGCGGAAAUCGACAAGCUCAAAGCGGAGAUACUCCAGCGGGACCAGAAGCUGCACCUCAGCGAGGAACUCAAGCAAUCGCUCGAGGAUGAAGUCGCCAAGCUGCACGAGCGGUUGGCCGAAACGGAGAAGAAUCUGGACAUCAAGGAGUCGAGCUACAACAUCAGCGAGCAGUGUCUCAAGGAGAAGAUCACCUACCUGGAGGGACGGAUCGACGAGCUGGACGUGGAGCUGACGACGAAGGACGCCGACCUGGAGAAGCAGUACCUGGAGCUGAAAAACGCCGAAGGAAACCUGGAAGAGGAAGUGUCCCAGCUGCAAAACGACGUGCGAAGCAAGGAAACGCUGCUCGGCGAGCGUGACAAGCAGCUUGAGAAGCUGACGGCUGAGGUUGAGUCGUUGUUGAAUGAUCUCCGACAGAGGGAUGUGAAGCUACUCGAAGGAGAAAGCGGACUCAAGGUUGUGCUGGAGGAGAAGGAUGGCGCAAUCAGCAAGCUGAGCAACCAAGUGGAAGAGCUGACGCAGGAACAGGCAGCAGCUAAGCUCGCACUGGAAGACAAGGAGAAAAAGAUAAGCGAUUUGAAUGCGAAACUUGUGGCUACCGAAGAACAGGCAAAGCAACACGAGGAAAGUGUCCGAGAGCUCAAAAAGAGCCAACAAACGCUGGAAGAAAGUCUCAAAGCAAGCGAGAAACUUGCAGAGGACAAAGAGACGAUUCUCGUAAAGAUUCAGGACGAUCUGAAGAACAGUUCCGCUGGGAAUGAGGAACAACUGGCACUGCUUCGUUCGAAGGACGCCGAACUGGAGCAGAAGCAGCAAGACAUCGACGCGAAGCAAUAUCAAAUCACAAACCUCGAAUCCAGCAUCACAGAACUUUCGAAAAAGCUCGACGACACCGUCAAAGACCGUGACAGCCGUCAAGCGGAACACCAAGCCGCACAAGAAUUCGAGAGCAAAGCCAAGGAAGACCUGCUCAAGAAGCUCGCCAACUAUGAGACUGAUCAACUUGCCAAAGACAAGCAGCUGGAGGAAGCGGAAAUCCUCGUCAGUGCCCUGCAGGGCGAACUGAAAGAACUCAACGCGGCCAAAGCAAAUCUUGCCCGGGAGCUGGAAGACACGCGAAACAGUUUUGCCGACCGGGACAGCGCCUUGAGUAAGCUCAACGAAGAGCGAACCCUGUUGGCCGAACAACUGGAGAAACUGCGGAAAGAUUCGAGCGGGGCCGUGUCGCUGCUCGAGGAAAGACUGAAGAACGCACAAAAGACGCACGAAGAAGAGCUGCAGAAUGCGACGGAAGCUCACGAGAAACAGAUUGGUGCCAAAGAGGCCGCGAUUGGAGAACUCGAAGCAUCGCUGGACAAACUGGGGCAGCUUAAAGAGCAACUGCUAACGCAGCUGGACGAAUCAAAAACCUUCGGCAAGUCGUCAACAGACGAACUCUCCAGCAAAACAAGCGAGAUUCAGGAACUGAACAAGCAACUCCAAGCGCUCAAAACGGAACUGUCUUCCAAAUGUGAAUCAGCAGACAAACUAAACAACUCGCUAAGCGAAAGCUAUGCCAAGGCGGAGUCCAGCGAAAAGAAGCUGUCCGAACUCCAGGAAAGCUUCGGUAAGCUGGAGAUCGAGCAUGCCGACCUGAAGCGCAAGAUGGAAGCGCUGGAGCAAAAAUCCACCCAGUUACAGCAGCAGAAAUCCGACCUCGAACGUGAACUGGACACGCUGCGGUCCUCCACGCUGGACUCGAACUCGGAGCUCGCCAAGACCACGGAAGAGUUGAAAAGCAAGCAGAAACUGCUGGAAGAGCUGCAGGAUGCGUUCGACAGCAGCAAGAUCGACAUGGAGCGGCGACUCGACGAAGCGAACCAGUCGAACGCUGGGCUGAGCGAUCAGAUCGAACGGUUGCGCGGUGAAAUGCAGCACAUUUCCGGGCAGAAAAUUGACCGCGAGAACGAGCUGAACGUGGAGCUGGCCAAGAUCAAGGAGACGGCCGAGGUGGAGAAGGAGAACCUGGUGCGUGAGAUUGCCGGGUUGAAGGCCAGCUUCGAGGAGGAGAGGAGCCGGUUGUUGAAGGAGGCCGAGUUGAAGCUGGUGGAGUUUGAGCAGCUGAAGGAGGAACUGAACGGGAAGGUGGCACGACUGGAAGGUUCGUUGAAGGAAGUGAAGGAUGAAUUUGAAAAAGCCGUUGAGAAGGCGGGCAAGGAGCGUUCCGAGCUGGAGGAUGUGCUGAAGAACAAAACUGAAAGUGAGGAUUCGCUGAAGAAGCAAUACGAGGAAUUGAAGGAAGCGGAAGCGAGUGUCAAAAAGUCGCUAGCUGAACUGCGAGACUCGAUGGAGAAGGGAAGUCACGAUGCGUCAGCUCAGUUGGAUGAAAAGAACACCAAGAUUACGGAACUGGAGAAAGAUCUGCGGUCACUGCAGGAUGAGUUGUCCAAGAAGCAGAGCGAGUGCGUCGAGUCGAGCAAGAAGCUGGAGCAGAAUGCCGAGAUGCACUCGGAGCUGUUGAAGCAACUGGAAGGCUAUCUAAUGCAAGUACAGGAAGUGAACGGAGAGAAGGGUAAGGCGGAAGCUACCUGCAAGGAGCUGACUGCGGAAUUGACAGGAUUGAAGGAGAAGUACCAGGAGAUGGAGGAGGAGCAGAUUGAUCUGGUGAACCGAGAAGAAGUGCUCAAGGAAGAAGUUGAACAACUAAAGGGAAGUUUGGAGGGUGUCCAAGAGCAGUGCAAAGACCUGCAAACGCAGCUAGAGAAGGAAGCACAAAAGUCGGCGAGUACAGCGGGUGAACUGGAAGCCAGUAAAACGCAAUUGGAACAGGAAUGUACACGACUGGCAGGAACUGUCGCGGAGAAGGAGAGCGCAACUGUAGAGUUACGAUCAAAGUUAGAAGAAUUGUCAAGCCUUGUUGAACAACUUCGUGCGGAGGUGAGUUCAAAGGAUCAAACGAUCAAAGCGGUUGAAGAGGGUUCCCAACAGAAGGGACUGGAGCAAGAAUCUCUGCAGAAGUCGGUUCAAGAAAAGGAAUCGCUGAUCGCACAGAAGGAAGCUGAAGUGCAGCAACUUCGAAGCGAUUUGGCACAGAAGGAGGAAGCACUACAGCACGUGUUCGACAAGUUAGCAUCUACGGAGAAGUGCCUUACCGAGAGGAGUGAACAGGGAACGAAGGCAGCUACUGAAGUGAGCGGUUUGAGGGAGGAACUGGAGAAGGUGAAAGCUGCUGGGAAGACACAGGAUGAAAAGCUAAAGGAACAGGACAGGACGAUCCACGAGUUGGAAACAAAACUUUCGGCACAGACGUCGCAGUUUGAAGACUUACUGAACAAGAAGAAAUCCGUGGAGACGGAGAGUUCGCACAAGUUGCACGAGCUGAACCAGAAACUGCUGGAAAUGGAAAGUCUGAAACAACAGGAGAUCAGCGAACUUCAGGAGAAACUUUCCUCUACGCUAAGCAAGUUUGAGGCCCAGAUGAGUGAAUCGGCCAAAACAGUUGGAACGAUGCGGUCGGUUGAAAAGCGCCAACAGGAGCUGGAGUGUGAAAAGAAGGACCUGGAACUGCGCGAAACCGAAAUGCAGAUCGCAAGUCGAAAGCUUCAGAAGGAGAUUGAUCUUCUCCGAAUGCAACUAACGACCAAGGACAGCGAUAUUCGCAAGUUACGGCAAGAACUGGAAUCGGCAGCGGCUUCCGGUACAUCAACGACAAUGACCAUCGGUAGUGAGACCACCGACGAUGACGCUGGAGCGCAGAUAAACUUCCUGAACUCGAUCAUCGCCGACAUGCAGCGUAAGAACGAAAAGCUAACGCUCCGCAUCCAGGCGCUGGAGCAGACCAGCAUCGAAGGCACAGGCUUCAACUCGAGCUUCGAGUUUGGCAAGCGGAAGCCGGCACCGCGCGUGUUCUGCGACAUCUGCGACGAGUUUGAUCAGCACGAGACGGAGGACUGCCCGAAGCAGUGCUCGGACAGCCCGCCGGAAUCGCUCAAGCAUCCGUCGUCGGCGGCGGACCCGACGAAGGAGCGCAAGGUGCCCCCGCCGCGGAAGUACUGCGAGGGAUGCGAAGUGUUCGGCCACGAGCUGGGUGAAUGUCCCGACGAUGAAACGUACUGAGAUCGGAGCUCAGUGUUGGUGGGGUGUUUUCCCAGUCAGACAGUCAGCAGUCAGUGGAAACAUAUGCGCGCAUGCUUUCCAGCAGCAGUUUGUGUUUUAAUUCUACACUCCCGCACCCGUUCGUUCUUUAUGUAAUUUUAUGAAGCCCCAGACUCACAGUGAAGUUCAGUUCUUGUUUUCGUGUUAUCAGGAGAGACAGUGAGCUUCGUUCGCAGAAAUAGCUGAAUACAGUUCAACGAAUUAUUUAUUUGCUUUUUUGUGUAUGUUAAUGAACUUGUAAUGUAAGAAACUGUUUACACUUUCCGCAAAGUUUGUAGAACAAACGACUCACUCUAGAAACUUUUGGCGCAUUUCCGUGUUGUUGUAGAAGGAAUCUUUCGAAGAAAUAAACACCAAUUAGUUUCAAUAGCUAACAGCA